Molecule: messenger RNA, 3536 nt
Organism: Emys orbicularis (European pond turtle)
Lineage: Eukaryota; Metazoa; Chordata; Testudines; Emydidae
Product: chemerin-like receptor 1
Exons: 2
Coding region: 291-1451 (386 amino acids)
Biological process (GO): complement receptor mediated signaling pathway; inflammatory response; positive regulation of cytosolic calcium ion concentration
Cellular component (GO): plasma membrane
Molecular function (GO): complement receptor activity; N-formyl peptide receptor activity
Source: RefSeq, a predicted model, not a curated record
UAUUUGAAUCAUUCCCAUCACUCUUCUCAGAGUCCUCUCCAAUUUAUCACAGUCCUUGAGUUUGAAGACUUUGACCUAAUGCAGUGACCGGGAAAUAAACAAGUUAAUUUAUGGUUAGGGGCCAGGAGAGUAUCUUGGUCCCAUUUCUCUAUCAUCUUUGUCCAAGUUUCUCAUCGAGUGUAAAUGUGGUGCAACAGAAUACAGGAGUCCCACAUUCCCUUGGCCCUUCUGAAGGGUGGAGUUCCCUCCAAGUCACUGGCUGGUCGGGAGGUUGCCAGGGGAGAUAACUAAUGGACGAGUUUUGUUGGUGUCUGACAGGUGGAGAAAGAGGUAAGACAGAGAGAAUUGAAGACAUCCCCAUGGCUGUGAAGGGCACCUCUCUCCCCACAACUCUGUUGGAUGUAUCCACUGCCUACUAUUAUGUUGACUUUGACUACAAUCAUGAAGAUGUGAACCGGAAGCAAGCGCUCCUUAAUAGCAUGAACAUGGUCACCAUGGUGAUCUAUUCCAUUGCCUUUGUGCUGGGAGUGACGGGCAAUGGGCUGGUCAUCUUCAUCACCGGCUUCCGGAUGAAGAGGACAGUCAACACCAUCUGGUUUCUCAACCUGGCCGUGGCCGACUUCAUCUUCACCUUCUUCCUCCCCUUCAGUGUGGCCCACACAGCCCUUGGCUUCCACUGGCCAUUUGGAAGGGUAUUGUGUAAGAUCAACACCGCUUUGGCCUUCCUCAAUCUCUACGCCAGCGUCUACCUCCUCAUGGUCAUCAGCAUAGACCACUGCAUCUCCGUAGUGCACUCUGUGUGGGCCCAGAAUAACCGCACACCCCGCCUGGCUUUCCUGGUAGCCUUGGGUGUGUGGGUCGUGGCCUUGGCCUUGUGUUCUCCAAACCUAUACUUCCACCACAUGGAUCCCUCCCCAUACAACGAGAACAUCACCAACUGCUACAACAAUUUCGACACGGCCGGGGAAGGGGCCACCGAGGAGCAGAGAACAAAGAGGGUAAACACUAACCACCGGGCCAUGACCAUCAGCCGCUUUAUCUUAGGCUUCGUUAUCCCCUUCACCGUCAUCGUGUGCUGCUACGGUGCCAUCUUGGCCAAGCUAAAGAGGAACCAGCUGACCCGAUCUGGGAAGCCCUUCAAGGUCAUUGCCGCUGUGAUCAUGGCUUUCUUCCUCUGCUGGCUCCCCUACCACAUCUUCUCCUUCCUGGAGAUGAACCGGACACCCAGCCUGGACACGGCCCUCAUUGUUGGCCUCCCCUUGACCGCCAGCCUGGCCUUCAUCAACAGCUGCCUCAAUCCCAUCCUCUACGUCUUCAUGGGUCAGGACUUUAAGGGGAAGGUGCGCCGCUCCCUCUUCUCAGCAUUCGAAAGUGCCUUCAGCGAGGAGGCCGCCAGCACCACUGCGAACACGAAGAACAAGUCCACAGACACGGACUCCCAGGUCUUCUAGGCACCAUGCAUCUGCUGAGAGCUGGGAACCUCAGCCGUGUUCGGACAGAACCUCUCCCUCACAUCAACAGGGGCAAAAUUGACCCAAUGAACUCCACCCUUCCAUAGACAUGAUUCCCCGCUCAGCUCUGCUUGUGUUGAUAUACUCCUGCCAGGGAUGGUCUAGGUUCGCUUGAUCCUGUCUCGCCAUGGUGAAGAGGCUUGAAAGCCUCUUGAGGUUCCUUCUAACGCUACAUUUCUGUGUACAGAUGCUUCCGUGUGGAUGGAUAGAAGCCAAUGAAAAACAAAAUGCCAUCACCUGGUGGUGGGAUCCUUCACUGAUUUCUCUGGAGUAAAUGCAUUCAGCAAGCAUAACUUGAGCAGCGUUUUAUAUACCUAAGAGUGAUUUGGGGGGCAACCAGCUGGAGAGAUCUGAUGUUCGGAGGGACUUUGUUGAAAUGACGUCUCUUUUAAACGGCUCCAUUUGGUCUCUGAGAGCAGACACUGAAACCUUGGCUUUUCUCCUUUCCUCCUUAAUAGCGUGUCGCUCGGUUUCUUAGGCCUGGUCUACACUACGAGUUUAGGUCGACUUUAGCAGCGUUAAAUCGAAUUAAGCCUGGACACGUUCACAUGACGAAGCCCUUUCUUUCGACUUAAAGGGCCCUUUAAACCGGUUUCUUUACUCCACCUCCGACGAGAGGAUUAGCGAUAAAAUCGGCCUUAGCGGGUCAGAAUUGGGGUAGUGAAGACGGAAUUCGACGUUAUUGGCCUCCGGGAGCUAUCCCACAGUGCUUCAUUGUGACCGCUCUGGACAGCACUCUCAACUCAGAUGCACUGACCAGGCAGACAGGAAAAGGCCCGCGAACGUUUGAAUUUCAUUUCCUGUUUGCUCAGCAUGGAGAGCACAGGUGACCAUGCAGAGCUCAUCAGCACAGGUAACCGUGAUGGAGUCCCAGGAUCGCAAAAGAGCUCCAGCAUGGACAGAACGGGAGGUACGGGAUCUGCUCGCCAUAUGGGGAGAUGAAUCAGUGCUAGCUGAACUCCGUAGCAGUAAACGAAAUGGCAAAAUAUUAGAAAAGGUCUCCAAGGCCAUGAAGGACAGAGGCCAUAACAGGGACGCACAGCAGUGCUGCGUGAAAAUUAAGGAGCUACGGCAAGCCUACCACAAAGCCAGAGAAGCAAACGGAAGGUCCGGGGCUGAGCCGCAAACAUGCCGCUUCUACGCGGAGCUGCAUCCCAUUCUAGGGGGUGCAGCCACCACUACCCCAACCGUGUGCUAUGACUCCCUCAUUGGAGAAACACACAGGGAAGCGGGUUCGGGGUACAAGGAAUAUGAGGAUGGAGAUAAUGUAGAUAGCUCACAGCAGCAAGGUAGUGGAGAAACCGGUUUCCCCAACAGCCAGGAUAUGUUUAUCACCCUGGACCUGGAACCAGUAACCCCCGAACUCACCCAAGGCAUGCUCCCAGACCCUGAGGGCACACAGGGGACCUCUGCUGCAAAUGUUUCUCCUUCACAGAGGCUAGUGAAGAUUAGAAGGAGAAAACGGAGGACGCGGGACGAUAUGUUCACGGAGCUCCAGAUGUCCUCCCACGCUGACAGAGCACAGCAGAAUGCGUGGAGGCAGUCAAUGUCAGACUACAGAAAAGCACAAUAUGAACGAGAGGAGAGGUGGCGGGCUGAAUCGCGGGAUGAACAGAGCAAGUGGCGGGCUGAAGAUGAUAGGUGGCGUCAGCUUGCAGACAGAAGGCGAGUCAAUGCUCCGACUGCUGGAGCAUCAAACUGAUAUGCUCCAGCAUAUGGUUGAGCUGCAGGAAAGGCAGCAGGAGCAGAGACCACCGCUACAGCCCCUGUGUAACCAACAGCCCUCCUCCCCAAGUUCCAUACCCUCCUCACCCAGACGCCCAAGAACACGGUGGGGGCGCCUCCGGCCACCCAGUCACUCCACCCCAGAUGAUUGCCCGAGCAUCAGAAGGCUGGCCUUCAAUAAGAGUUAAAGUUUUAAACUGCAGUGUGUCCUUUUCCUUCCCUCCUCCCCCACCCAUCCUGGGCUACCUCGGCAAUUAUCCCCCUAGUUGUGUGAUGAAUUAAUAAAGAAUGCAUGAAUGU